Molecule: messenger RNA, 3337 nt
Organism: Hypanus sabinus (Atlantic stingray)
Lineage: Eukaryota; Metazoa; Chordata; Chondrichthyes; Myliobatiformes; Dasyatidae
Gene: sec24d
Product: SEC24 homolog D, COPII coat complex component
Exons: 23
Coding region: 230-3337 (1035 amino acids)
Biological process (GO): intracellular protein transport; endoplasmic reticulum to Golgi vesicle-mediated transport; COPII-coated vesicle cargo loading
Cellular component (GO): COPII vesicle coat; endoplasmic reticulum exit site
Molecular function (GO): SNARE binding; zinc ion binding
Source: RefSeq, a predicted model, not a curated record
UGACGUGUGCCUCCGGGCGGCCGGGGGCGCGCAUGCGCAGCCGGGCUCCGUGGCAGCGAGUGCCGGCGGCGGUCCUUUGACGUGGCACUUCCCCAGCUGCUGGACAGAGCAUUGCACCGACAGCAAGCCGGCUGGGGCAAUAACCGGACACCCCAGUCAAGCAACAACCGGCACCCACUCACCGCAAGGUUUCUUAAGGAUCCAAGGAAUGAGAAUAUUUUAAAUAAAAAUGAGUCAACAAGGAUAUAUUACCACACCACCUUAUUCUCAAAGUCAGCCUGGAAUGGGAGGAUAUCCAACUGCAUGUGGUUCAGCAAAUUCACAGCCUCAUUAUGGCCACUUUGGUGGAACAGGGCUACUGAAACCAGCAUCUUCACCUCAUGAGCCAGCAGUUUCUGCUGGCCGUUCACCAUCUUCUCCAGCACAAUUUGGUCAAAAUAACCUCCAGAAUGGAAUAUAUAAUCCUGGAAACCAAAUACCAAGCUAUGCAGUUUCUUCCCCAAGCAGUGUUCAGACUCCUUCCUUCCAAUCCCAUGGCUUCCACACACAAUCAGUCUACCAGAAUACUGCCCCACCUGCACUCACACAGCAAGUCAUUGGUCAAAUGGGUACCAUGAAAAUAAGUGGCUAUGGCUCUUCUCAAGCACCUCCACAAGGUGAUCCUUCACUGGCUGGACCACCCCUCCAGCCUUCGUUCCAAGGAUCUCAGCCACAGCACCGUUUGCCACCUAUUUCUUCUCCUCCAGCUCAAGGAACACCUGUUACACCAGCUGUCCCAGUAGCUUCAAUGUUCCCUGGAGGGGCUGCAGGAAUAAAUGUUAGUCAUCCUGGAAUGAAUCAAGGUGGUGUUGGUUUCCAGCAGGCUCCAGGUCAGCCUCCCAUGGUUGGAUACUUACAGCAGCAAGCAGGUAUAUAUGGAGGGCAGCAAAGGGGAGUUCAGUCAAAUUAUCCUGGAACUUAUCCUGGGGCACCAGCAACUGGUGCACAGCUUGUGGGACCUCAACAGAAGAAACUGGACCCUGAUUCCAUUCCUAGCCCGAUCCAGGUCAUAGAAGAAGAUAAACUUCGACGAUCGGGACAGCUCUUUGCUACAAACACUAGGGGCCAAGUUCCUCCACUCGUUACCACUGAAUGUGUUGUACAAGAUCAAGGAAAUGCAAGCCCUCGUUUCAUCCGCUGUACAACCUACUGCUUUCCAAACACAGCAGACAUGGCCAAGCAGUCACAGAUCCCUUUGGCAGCCGUCAUCAAGCCUUUUGCAGACAUCCCAGCAAAUGAGGCACCAAUCUGUGUUGUGAACCAUGGAGAAACUGGACCCAUUCGCUGUAAUAGAUGUAAGGCCUACAUGUGUCUAUUAAUGCAGUUCAUUGAAGGCGGACGAAGGUACCAGUGUGGAUUCUGCAGCUGUGUCAAUGAAGUCCCUCCAUUCUAUUUUCAACACUUGGAUCACAUGGGCAGAAGGUUGGAUCAAUAUGAGAAGCCAGAGUUGUCUCUUGGAUCGUAUGAAUUCAUGGCUACAUUAGAUUACUGCAAAAACAGCAAGCCUCCUAAGCCACCAGCCUUCAUAUUCAUGAUAGAUGUUUCGUACAGCAGCGUCAAAAUUGGUUGUGUCAAACUAAUAUGUGAGGAGCUUAAGACCCUGCUGGAUAAGUUACCAAGAGUAGAUCAGGCAGAGACUUCUGCCAUUAGGGUCGGCUUUGUCACUUACAACAAGGUUCUACACUUCUACAAUCUUAAAAGCAGUCUUGCACAGCCACAGAUGUUAGUAGUGUCAGAUGUUGGAGAGAUGUUUGUUCCUCUUCUGGAUGGCUUCCUUGUCAGUGUCCAGGAAUCGCGAAAUGUCAUAAACAAUUUAUUGGACCAGAUCCCUGAAAUGUUUGCUGAAACUAGUGAAAGUGAAACAGUUUUUGCCCCAGUAAUCCAGGCUGGGCUGGAAGCAAUGAAGGCCGCAGAAUGUCCUGGGAAAUUAUUUAUAUUCCAGUCAUCUCUGCCCACAGCUGAAGCUCCAGGAAAACUGAGAAACAGAGAUGACAGGAAGCUGGUGAAUACAGAUAAGGAGAAGGUACUUUUUCAAUCACAGUCAAAUUUUUAUGAAACUUUGGCAAAGGACUGUGUAGCCAACAGCUGCUGUGUAGAUGUGUUUCUGUUCCCAAAUCAAUUUGUGGAUGUCUCAACUAUGGGGGUCGUGCCACUGGCUACUGGUGGUAGUUUGUACAAAUACAACAAUUUCCAGAUACAGCUUGAUGGUGAACACUUCUUGACUGAUCUAAGAAAGGAUGUACAGAAGUCAAUAGGGUUUGAUGCCAUCAUGAGGGUCAGGACAAACACAGGCUUCAGAGCAACUGAAUUCUUAGGCUCCAUGUGUAUGAACAACACAACUGAUGUGGAAUUGGCUGCCAUUGACUGUGAUAAGGCAAUCACAGUGGAGUUCAAACAUGAUGAUAAACUCAGCGAAGAGAAUGGAGCCUUAAUCCAGUGUGCCCUACUGUACACUAACGUUGCUGGGCAGAGACGCUUGCGCAUCCAUAACCUGGCUCUAAACUGCAGCUCUCAGCAUGCUGAUUUGUACAAGAGCUGUGAGACAGAUGCACUCAUCAAUUUUUUUGCCAAAUCAGCUUACAAAGCCAUUCUAAGCCAACCACUGAAGACUGUUAGAGAGAUUCUGGUUAAUCAAACUGCUCAUAUUCUGGCUUGUUACAGGAAGAAUUGUGCGAGUCCCUCAUCAGCUGGGCAGCUCAUCCUUCCAGAGGCCAUGAAGUUGCUGCCUGUCUACAUGAACUGUCUCCUGAAGAAUUUUGUUUUACUCGGGAAUCCUGAUGUUGCUACAGAUGAGAGAACCUUUCAGCGGUUGCUGGUUACUUCAAUGGAUGUGGUUGGCACACAGUUCUUUUUCUAUCCAAGGCUCAUUCCCAUCCACAAAAUGGAUGUAAACAGUGAAGACAUUCCGGCAGCUGUCCGUUGCUCAGAGGAACGUUUAGAAGAUGGAGGAAUAUUUUUAUUGGCAAAUGGAAUAAAUAUGUUUCUGUGGCUGGGAUUGAACUCACCACCUGAACUGAUUCAAGGCAUUUUUAAUGUACCCUCCUUUGCACAUAUCAACACUGAGUUGACAAAAUUACCGGAACUGGACAACCCAUGUUCAAAGAAGAUUAGGAUGAUCAUUGACAAUAUAAGAAGCCAGAGCCCUUAUUCCAUGAAACUGAUAAUAUUAAAGCAAAAAGAAAAAUCAGAGGGGAUUUUCAGGCAGUUCCUAGUAGAAGAUAAAGGGAUCCAUGGAGGAGCUUCUUACGUGGAUUUCCUCUGUUAUGUACACAAAGAAAUCCGUCAACUUCUCACCUAA